Molecule: messenger RNA, 489 nt
Organism: Penicillium daleae
Lineage: Eukaryota; Fungi; Ascomycota; Eurotiomycetes; Eurotiales; Aspergillaceae
Exons: 1
Coding region: 1-489 (162 amino acids)
Source: RefSeq, a predicted model, not a curated record
AUGAAGUCAUCUUUCAUUUUGGGUGCAUUGAGCCUUCUCGCCACUGGUUGCGCCGCAAACAUGACCGUACCUGACAGCCUCUUCCUCAAGUCCAUCGCCGAGUCGGUCUCUUUGCCAAUGUAUACUUGGUCGGCCAAUGGAACCCAUACUGCCAAGGGAUACACUACCAAGGCGGGCGAUAAGACCAGUGUGGAGGGUAUGAAAGAGGACUGCGACAACAUCAAUCUCAACAAGAAGAUUGCCGUUGACUUCCGCAGCGACGUCUUUGGCCCAGGCUUGAUCGGAUACUUCUACAAGUGCGAGAAGAUUCGUGAUGACACCAACCUGUAUUGGUUCACUAUCAGCUCCGGCAAUCCCUCCCAGAUCGACAAGAUGUGUGAUCCCAACACGAAUUACCCCAUCGUUUAUGACUCGCAACACAACACUUGGUGGAUUGAUGAGCCGUUUGACUGCACCCAGCGUACCUCUCCAGCGACGCACUCGCAGUAA